Molecule: messenger RNA, 2078 nt
Organism: Seminavis robusta
Lineage: Eukaryota; Bacillariophyta; Bacillariophyceae; Naviculales; Naviculaceae
Source: the annotation of a GenBank genome assembly
CUCAAAAUUCACGUCUGGAGCUGCAAUUCACAUCUAUCUGGCAAGCGCUUUGGGACGCUCCGAAGAGGAAAGCUUCACCAAGAGCUACCAGUACGAGAGGCAAAUCAAAAACUUCAGAGACACAAGAGACACCAUGAAGGAAACACACACUACAGGAGAGAAUUGGCAGGGAUGCGACGACGAUAUCGACUCGGCAAAGGCGAAAGAUACCACCAUGGCUACCGGUACAGAAUAUGCCAAGCAAUUUAUCGUUAGUGACCUUGAGUCCUUGGAAAGCAAGGAGAGCAUCCCACGUUGUCCUCCUGUUUGCCGUCCUUGGCGUCCCAGCAACCAAAGGUUUGAGAAGUCUGAAAGAGCGACAGUCAUGCCUCUUCGCAAACCUCAGCGCCAGAAAACUACAGACAUCAACCAAUGGAAAAGGUGCGUAGACGACAUCGAAGAUCCCUCCUCGACGCAAGAUGACGGUAGUACCAUAUUGGGAAAGCCCGAACGUUCACCAGCCACAGAGAAGGAAGGAACGAGCGACCUUGUUGCCCUGCCCUUUGCUGUGGCCGAGGAGAAAGAAAGGAAUGAACAAGGCAAGUAUUUGCGGGUUGUGGGCGCGGCGGAAACGGCAAGGCAGAAGAGGAUUGCGUGGGGAUCCAUCAUUUUGUUGGCUGCGGUCAUGCUUCUUCCUCCUGCCCUUUUGAUUCGCACGUUGCUGGGAAACGAAGCAGUUUUGGGCUAUUGCUUUGGCCUCAUGAUUGCAGUGCUACCUUUGUCACUCGUCGCGAAGCUCGUUGCCUCAAGAACUGGAAGUAAGCUGGCUUUUGUUCGGAGCUCACCGGUCGGGUUGAGGAAGAGGACGGUGCCAAACAAUUGGAUCCUCCGCUGUCGAAUGUCGGGCCUGUCUUUCCCGCAACUCCAAGCUACCGAUUCUCCAUCAGUUGCGCCUCCCCCAUCCGCUGAUGAUGCCGCCCAUCCAACCAAAGACAAAGAACCCUACAACGGUGACACCCGUACUCAAAAGGAAACCAAUCCAGUUCCAGAGCCAGCAACAUCCCCAUCCCAAGAACCAAACAAACCUCAGGAGCCACCUGCACCAGUUCCCGGGCCUUCAAAGCUGCUCCCACCAAAAUUCCUCUGCGACCUGUGUGGAGUGCAAUUCAAGACUUGGCAAGAGCGGGAUCGCCACGUUAUGUUUGAUACAGGGCACUUAGGACAAGUCUAUGCCAAGAAAGGACUGGUCAUUGACGAUCAAGUUGCCGAGGAGGCCUGUCAUCAAAUGGCAGUCACCAAUUCAGCUCUGGAGGGGGAUGUUGACUAUUCCAAAGUCACAGAUUCCGCUCGAAUGCUCCAGAGCGAGUACUAUGAUUCGGUUGUCGAAAUGGCCUUGCUUAACUAUGAAUCCUUCCAUAGCAUGGAGCGUGGCACGGCAACGUUUGCAUUGGUUAAUGGGACCUCUGCAGGGAUCCGAGGCUGGGCUGCUUGUGCCAUUAAUGAUGUGCCAACACAAGACGAAAUUCGACGAGAAGUGGAAGCAAUGGUAUGUCGUGUUUUUCCAGAAGAGCUUGACAACGUUAAUAAAAUGAUGCUGCAAUUCAAGGGCCGCGAAGAAGAGUUGGUGGAGACAUUGAGGACUCUGCAAGAAAGAGGAGUGGCGCAAAAGGCACGCACAGCCACGAAGGACAAGAGGGGCGAUUCACAAGUUGUAGAAAAUGAAGUGUUCUUGUCAACACCGAACAAACCCACUGGUGUCACCAAAGAAGAUUCGACAGAAAACAAGACAUCCCGCCGGGGUGACCAAGAGGAGACCCAGAUGUUGCGCCGCGCCAUGAUGGAAUCCAUGCUCGAGUUGGAAGGCGUUCGACCCCCUUGCCACGUGCAUGAGAAGGAUGAGGAAUCCAUCUGGAAUUCUGAGGAGUUUGAAUGCUACUCUGAUGUGGACACCUCUUGUGCGCAAUCAAACCACUGAGCAGUUGAACCUUCGACUUUUGCGUGGCGGUAGGAAAACAAAAUCAUGGAUCUUUGGCACGCUUGAUGGGAAUGAAAGGAACCUCUCCCGUAGAUUGCUGUAAUAGUCUUGUGCUAUAUCUUUC